AUGGCGAUGUGAGGCGGCGCGGAGCCAUGUCGGGGUGCGCGUGGGGCGCGGCGCCGCCGCUGCUGGAGGCGCUGGGCCGGCUGUGGGAGGUGCAGGCGCCGCUGGGCAGCGGCUCCUCGGCCUCGGUGUACCGGGUGCGCUGCUGCGGGGACCCGCGGGCCCCCCCCGGCGCCGUCAAGGAGUUCGUGCCGCCCCCGGGGCCGCGGCCCGGCCCCGCUCGCCGCCCCGGCGCCCGCCCGCCCGCCGCCGACUGCGCCGAGUACGGGUUCCGCAAGGAGCGCGCCGCGCUCGAGCAGCUCCGCGGGCACCGCAACAUCGUGACUCUGUACGGCGUGUUCACCAACCACUACUCUGCCAACGGCCCGUCUCGCUGCCUGCUGCUGGAGCUGCUGGACAUCAGUGUGUCCGAGCUGCUGCUGCACUCCAGCAACCAGGGCUGCUCCAUGUGGAUGAUCCAGCACUGCGCCCGAGAUGUUCUGGAGGCCCUGGCUUUCCUGCACCACAAAGGCUACGUGCACGCAGACCUCAAGCCACGCAACAUCCUGUGGAGCGCAGAGGAGGAGUGCUUUAAGCUCAUUGACUUUGGACUUAGCUUCAAAGAGGGGAAUCAGGAUGUGAAAUAUAUUCAAACAGACGGGUAUCGGGCUCCAGAGGCAGAACUGCAGAACUGCCUGGCACAGGCAGGGCUCCAGAGUGAGACAGAAUGUACCUCUGCUGUGGAUCUGUGGAGUCUGGGAAUUGUUUUACUGGAAAUGUUCUCAGGAAUGAAACUGAAACAUACAGUCCAAUCUCAGGAAUGGAAGACAAACAGUUCUGCCAUCAUUGAUCGUAUAUUUGCCAGUGAAGGGGUGGUUAAUUCAGCCAUUCCAGCUUAUCACCUCAGAGACCUUAUCAAAAGCAUGCUUCAUUGUGACCAAGGCAAGCGAGCCUCCGCUGAGAAGGCUUUAUGCAGCCCGUUCUUCAGCAUUCCCUUUGCUCCCCAUAUCGAAGAUUUGGUGAUGCUCCCCACGCCUGUGCUGAGGCUGCUAAAUGUUCUAAGUGAUGCUUCUCUGCAGUGCGAAGAAGAAUAUGAAGAUAUCCUGGAAGACAUAAGGGAGGAGUGUCAGAAGUAUGGACCGGUGGUUUCCUUGCUUAUUCCAAAGGAGAAUCCUGGUAAAGGCCAAGUCUUUGUUGAAUAUGCAAAUGCUGGUGAUUCCAAAGCUGCCCAAAAAAUGCUGACUGGAAAGAUUUUUGAUGGCAAGUUUGUUGUGGCUACGUUUUACCCACUGAGUGCCUAUAAGAGAGGAUAUCUGUACCAAAACUUGCUGUAGGCAGUAGCAACAAUCAGGAGAGUUGUCUUGCUCCUCUUCCUCACAUGUUUUAAAGUUGAAUGUGCAAAAGAUCUUCCUAGCCCUGCUUUCGAGUCAUCUGUGAAGGAGAGAUGCGAAGGACUUGAAUGGGCUUUGAAACCUUUACUGCUGCUUUGUGAUGUGCCGAGGAGGCCGGGAUGGCUUUCAGCGUGUGCCUGUGUGUGUGUUGUGCUUGCUCAUGUGCAGGGGGCGUGUGGCUCUGCCCUGGUGGGCGCUCGCGUGGCAGGAGCGGUGACGGUGGGAGCCCGGCAGGCCGAGCAGACCUUGGCAAGCUCUCUUCAGUGAUUUGCAGUGAGAUCAAAGUCUUGGCCUUAGCACUGGACUUGGCUCUAGGGAGAGAGUUUCUCUGUUAAGCUUUCCUAUAACUCCAGUGCUGGGGAGGAAGAAGAGGAGGAAGGCUUCCCCGCUUUUUGUUGAUAUCUAUAAUAAAUAAAGAAGCAAAAACAGCAUCCUCUCUAAAGCAGACCAGGAGGACUUUUGAGUCCUCUCAUCACAUAGAGCAGAGGGAGGCUGUGAAAUUGGAUCUGCUGAGCCUAUGGGGUUGCCCUGUCACCGUGAGCCAAGCAGAGUCAUCCAGCUGACCUGGCACAGACAUCUGUGCUGAGGCAAUGAGAGGUGGGUGACAAUGCCUGUGGGGAGCUGAGCUUGCUUGUAUGCCUGGGGUGGGCUGGGACUGGUGGUGGAUAGCAGGUCAGAGCAGUGGCAGCCUCAGUCCCCACACAACCUGUAAGCACUUUGUAGCCUGAGGUGAUGUGAAAACCCUGCCAUGUGGAGUCAUCUUUCUAGCACAUACCCUGUGCUGGCACUGAUGCUCCCUAGCUCUGAUGCCAAAUCAUCUGUAAUAUGUAAGCAUCUUUAGGUGAUGUUUUUGGAAAGGAGUGCUACAGCACGCAGUAUUCUUUGUCUCAGCAGGACUCCUGCCCUGCGAGUCUUAUAAGAACAAAUAUUUGUCUGUUGUAGGUCCCAUGCUUGGCUUUUCUGUGAUGUGCGUUUUGGUUUUGCAUUAACCCAUUAGACUUGUAGAUUAGAAGCACUGACACUUUUGGUCCUUCAUAGGUUACACAAAGGGCCUGAGGCAAUCUGAGAUCCUGUAUGGAAAGGGCUUAAUCAGUCAUCAGACUUGACUGGCCAGGAGAAGGUCUUUCCCACUGUCAGGGACAACAGCCAUGUGCUUUUGGGGAAAAAGCACUGGGCCAGGAGCAUCGCUGCUCCCCCCAGAGCACGCUUUGGUCAUGUGGCUGCAGUGCUCAGGCAGACACUGCACAGCUGCUGGUGUGGGGUUGGCAGUGACUUGUUUCCCAGGGGUGUCCAAACCUGUAACCCAGCAGAGCCUUUCCCUGCAGGGUAGGCACUUUGCUCCUGAUGAGCACAGGGUGAAACAGCCCUGCUUAGAGGGUGACCAGCUUGUGGCUGGUGGUGGCUUGUGACCCUGGUACCAGUUUUAGUGAGGAGGAGAGCCCUCCUGAAUUCUUUUCUCCAGCUGAAAUACUUGUGGGCAGCUGCCUGAACCAUCCCUGACCUUCCCUGGAAUAAUACCUGAAUUACCUUGCAGUUUACUGUUUGCAUCUUGCAGAUGCUGGACUUGCUGGAAUUCUGCACUUAAAAGUUCCUGUUGAUUUUUUGCCCUGUGUGUGGUGUGUCAGAAGAUCUAAUGUCUGUAGCAUUUCACAAGUCUGAGUUCCUCUCUGUGCUGGUGUGUAGUCCUGUCUACUGUGGCCCUUCCCAAACUCCCCCUGAAAGGACCAAUCUCUGAAUUCUUCUAUUGCCUUUGAGAUGGUGGGCUUGCCAGGGAAAAAAAAAAAUGCCACAAUGAGUUUUAAGGUGUGAUUUGCUGAUCACAUUUCUCUGGGAAUGAUGCUAUUUUGGUGUACAUAGCUGUUAACCAGCUUUGGGGUGUGUGAUUCAUUGCUUUUAAUUUAACUGUCCUUGCAGUGAAGCACCUUUUAGUGUCUGGGAGGAACUGGAUG
Molecule: messenger RNA, 3316 nt
Organism: Lepidothrix coronata (blue-crowned manakin)
Lineage: Eukaryota; Metazoa; Chordata; Aves; Passeriformes; Pipridae
Gene: UHMK1
Product: U2AF homology motif (UHM) kinase 1
Exons: 8
Coding region: 27-1310 (427 amino acids)
Biological process (GO): regulation of protein export from nucleus; peptidyl-serine phosphorylation; positive regulation of translational initiation
Cellular component (GO): neuronal ribonucleoprotein granule; nucleus
Molecular function (GO): ribonucleoprotein complex binding; ATP binding; protein serine/threonine kinase activity
Source: RefSeq, a predicted model, not a curated record